Molecule: messenger RNA, 1997 nt
Organism: Theileria parva strain Muguga
Lineage: Eukaryota; Apicomplexa; Aconoidasida; Piroplasmida; Theileriidae
Exons: 3
Coding region: 739-1773 (344 amino acids)
Source: RefSeq, a predicted model, not a curated record
UAGCCGCCCUCACUUAAAAAGCGUAAUUUAUGAUUUAAGUGGAUUAAAAAAUUGGAAAAUAAAAAUUGAAUGGCGUAUUUAAUUAUUAUUUUAUACAGGAUAUUAAAAAAGAAUGUGAAAAAAUGGAAAGUGGUGUAAUCAGAACGUACGACUAUUUUUGUUGAAUAAAAACUAAAAGAUAAAUACCAACGCAGUAGAAGAUAGAAUUUUUAUUAUAAUUAAAGAAAAAGCAUGGAUGUGUGCCUAAAAACGGUGUUUUAUUCGAAAACAAGGGGACAUCGUGAAGAUCUGGAAUCCCAACAUCUAUAAAUUAUUAAAUAUUACCCAUUUUGGGACCAUAAACACAGUUUUCCUUUAUAAAUACAUUUAAUAAUGUUUAAUCUUAGAUAUAUACACUCCAGAUACAUAUUUUUUCUAUGUAAAGUAUUUUGUGUAAGAGGAAUCACGAAUCUCCAUAUCUUCUUAAUUUUAAUGUUUAUAACCACUUUAUCCUAUAGAUAUAUUAUCUUUAAAAUAUUUAUAAUUUACUGUUGCCACCAUUUUAAAAUUUAAAGGAACUUGUACACCUGAGCUGCAAUUUAUGUACUUAUGGUAUCAAAAUUUUCCAUCACUUUUAUGUCCUCAGAAUUCCCGAAUAUUCCUUUUGAAAACCUUCCUUUUUUGUAACAUGUGACUAAAUUUUCACAUCUUAAUAACUUGUACAAUUUUGUUCGUUUUUUACACAUUGCGCUUAUAAGAAUGGCCUCCGAAACGACGGAAGAGAGCGUUUCUGCAAUCAACAAACAACUAGAAUCCAUAAAUGAUCCCAAAAUCAAAUCAUACUUUUCUGAACUAGAAACCCUAGGAGAUAUCACAAAAUCUAAUUUUGGAAAAACUAUUGAUAGAGUCAAUGUAGGACUAUCAAAAGUUGGGGCUAGGCCGGUGAGUGGAAUUAGAGGAUUGUAUUUUAACAAGGGGAUGUGGAAGGUGAAAUACUAUGACAAUGACUACGAAAUCGUUACUUGCCUCUUCAGAUAUGACGACACCGACAAGCUCAUCAAGAGCUAUCACAUCGCACGUUCGUUCUUGAACAAAGUUAUCGAGUACAACCGACACAUUAAUGAGGACGACGGCACUAUUUUGGAAGAAUUGAACAAUGACCAAUUAAUCGAGCUGGAUAAGAGGAAAAGCAAGGUUACUUACGAGGUUACAUCUCGACCUUAUUUGUCAGACCUAUGUGAUAAAAACGACCCUCUGAUAAUCGAAAACUUAAGUUUGAAGAGGACUCGAAACACUCAACCGGGCGCUUAUCUCACCAGGCCAUACUACAGAGACAGUCAGGUCAAAAGGAGGAAAAAAGAAACGCCGACUUCCAUAAACAACAUCGCCAUCCCCGUCAUCACAACAGCCAGAAACGUAGGAACUAGGAUAAAAAAUAGAAAAUUGUCCAAAUUCGAGGCCAAAAUCUUGAAAUACAGCAAUUACAGCACCAUUGAAAUGAUUCAUGACAUGAUUGAUAAGAAUUGUGAAUCCAAAUUGUGUGAUCACGGAAAAUUUUAUUCCAUAAAGCAGAAAAAUUGCGAAUUCAGAUCGAUUGAUCAAUCAGAAAAAUCUUCUGAAAAUAUGGUAGGCCAAGCCACAGUAAAGCAUGAAAUUAAUGAUUCAAAGGGGGGGAACAAUUGUGAAACCCAAAAACCAAAAAAUCGGAAAACUAAGCGUUCAAAUGACGAUUAUAUGUUGAUUAUUAAGUCUUAUAACUACGACAAUUGCUUCAAAAAGGAGUUGAACCAGUAGUGUUAACAAUAGCAAAAUGCAGUAAUUCAAGGAUGAGUAGAUAAAGUGUAUUAUAACAUAUCGAAAUGUAGUAUAAGUGUUUGUUAAACAAUUCCUGGAUUAAAUAUUAACAAUGUAGUUUUGUAAAGUAAAUUGUAUAUAUUGUGAUAAAGUAGGAUAUGUAAAUUAACAAGUAAAACAGAUUGUUGUUUUCAAAUGUAAAAUAUUAAUCUCAUACUACAAUU